AUGCCCUCUUUUCCUCAGAAAUUAAGAGCUGCCAUUGCCUCAACCUAUUAUGCAAACCUUGGCAUAGAGGAAGACGAUAUAUUUGUGUCCGAUGGUGCCAAAAGUGACAUAUCUCGCCUUCAGGUUCUUUUCGGGUCUAAUGUGACAAUGGCAGUUCAGGACCCAUCUUACCCGGCUUACGUGGACUCGAGCGUCAUUCUGGGUCAGACUGGGCAGUUUCAGAAAGAUGUAGAGAAGUAUGGAAAUAUUGAAUAUAUGAGGUGUACACCCGAAAAUGGUUUCUUCCCCGACUUAUCCAAAGUCAAGCGGACAGACAUCAUAUUCUUCUGUUCUCCCAAUAACCCAACUGGCUCUGCUGCUUCCAGAGAGCAACUAACUAAUCUCGUACAGUUUGCCAAAGAAAAUGGGUCGAUCAUUGUCUAUGACUCUGCCUAUGCUAUGUACGUGUCAGAUGAUAGUCCGCGUUCCAUUUUCGAAAUUCCUGGGGCCAAGGAGGUUGCGCUCGAAGUUUCUUCCUUUUCCAAGUAUGCCGGGUUCACUGGAGUUCGACUCGGUUGGACUGCGAUUCCUAAAGAGCUUCUCUAUUCUGACGGUUUUCCUUUGGCCAAGGACUUUAACCGUAUAGUUUGUACCUGUUUCAAUGGCGCAUCUAACAUUGCACAAGCUGGUGGUUUGGCUUGCGUUUCAGAUGAGGGCAUUAAGAAAACAGUGGCUGAGAUUGAGAAGCUCCAUUUGACAGUUGUCAAUAGCAGCAUCAUCAGCUUUGGAGAUUCAGCUCUCAAUAUUACAGUUGUUGCACAGAAGGAUGAAGAGUUUGGUAUGAGCACGAAGGAGUUCGUGAAGAAUUUACGGGCCGCGCUCACGAUGUUCAUGUGA
Molecule: messenger RNA, 876 nt
Organism: Striga hermonthica
Lineage: Eukaryota; Viridiplantae; Streptophyta; Magnoliopsida; Lamiales; Orobanchaceae
Source: the annotation of a GenBank genome assembly